Molecule: messenger RNA, 1440 nt
Organism: Oryctolagus cuniculus (rabbit)
Lineage: Eukaryota; Metazoa; Chordata; Mammalia; Lagomorpha; Leporidae
Source: RefSeq, a predicted model, not a curated record
CUCAUAUGCUAAUUUCAUUUUCUUUUAGUAAAUUCCCAGGAGUGGAAUAGCUGAGUAUAUGGUAGAUCUCUUUUUAGUUUUCUGAGGAAUAUCCAUCCUGUUUUCCAUAAUGGUUGAACCAGUUUACAUUUCCACCAACAUUGUAUUAGGGUACCUUUUUCUUUUCAUCCUUGCCAGCAUUUGUAAAUUUUUGAUUUUUGGAUAAUGACCACUUAAAAUGUAAACUCAAAUGCAUAUACAUGUGACGAAUGAUUCUAUGGAAUUUAUUUUUUAGAGCAUGAAUUCGAUGACUGCAGCAGGCCCCAUGGCAAAUUCUGUGUUUGUGGCGGCACCCCACAACAAAUACCCUGUGGUCCCAGGAGUCAUGUCUCAGGUGCCCUUGGGUCCAGACAACCAGCCCCGAGUCCACCUAAUUCCUGGGAACUCAGUUGGCUUGGUAUCAAGUCCGAAUGAGCUGUCUACUCAUAGACCCUUGAAAGAAGGCAAAGCCUUAGGGGCUGUCCAGAUCCUGAUUGGCCUGGUGCACCUAGGCCUCGGCGCGGUCAUGGCCACCCUCCGCUCCGAGUACUACAUCCCCAUCUCCUUCUAUGGAGGCUUUCCCUUCUGGGGAGGCAGCUGGUUUAUCAUUUCAGGAUCACUGUCAGUGGCGGCAGAAAAUCAGCCCAAGUCUUCUUGCCUGCUGAAUGGCAGUGUGGGCGUGAACAUCUUCAGUGCAAUCUGCUCUGCGGUUGGAAUUGUACUGUUCAUCACGGAUAUAAGUAUCAUCAGCACAUAUAAACUCCCCAACUAUUAUGUUCCCUUUGAGACCUGGGGUGUGAACCCUGAGAUGGCUAUUUCUGGUAUGCUGCUCAUCUUCUGCACCCUGGAGUUCUGCAUUGCAUGCACAUCUUCCCACUUUGGCUGCCAGUUGACCUGCUAUCAACACAACAACGUGGGUCUGGUCAUCCCAAAUGUGUAUGCAACCACAGUGGUAAUCCCAGAACCAUCGUGUUCAAUGCCAGGUUAUUCCAAUGUGAUCCAAGGUUCCAGAUAAGCAAAUCCAAGAUUCCAAAGGCAAAAGAGAUCAUCUCCUUUCUGUGCUCUAUAACCCUUGUUCUUUCCUGGAAAACUGAGGGAAACAUCUCUCCAACUGCUUGCACCCAGCUCUUCAAGCUUCCAUUUAGCCUGGUUAAACCCUGCUAUUCCUCGAUGAAGUAAAAGAUAGGAGUUUAAGAUGGAUUUUAACAAAGCUUCCUGGGGCAUAUGCAUCUUUCUGCACGAGGACAUCCAUGGAUCUUUGUGCACACACAUCUGAGUGCAUCUCAUGUAGGAGACUGUGGAUUGGAGGAAUAAAUUUCUAGACACCUAAUCUUUGCAGUUCCAAUGAUUCAUUAUUUAAUAAAUGUGUAUUGAGCACUUGAUAUGUUCAAGGAUCUAUUUAUGACAAGAGGGGAGUGAACU